This is a messenger RNA of Oldenlandia corymbosa var. corymbosa, 1354 nucleotides long. NCBI's taxonomy places the organism in Eukaryota, Viridiplantae, Streptophyta, Magnoliopsida, Gentianales, Rubiaceae. The record is from the annotation of a GenBank genome assembly.
AUUUCUUACGUCAUCCAAGUCUUAAAUCCCUAAAACCUACAGGGGGCUUUCGUUUCGCCCAUCAUCCUACCUUUCAGCCGCUCCCCUGCCGUCGUUUCGUUUCACCUGCUUCGCCGGGAGCUUCGUUUGUCGUCUCCGUCGACAACUUUCACCAACCAGAGUUUUAAAGAGAUGGGCAGCAGUCCAGCGCCAUUUUCAGAUAUUGGACGACGUGCUAGAGAUCUUUUGAUUAAAGAUUUCAACUAUGACCAGAAGAUCUUACUAUCUAUCCCAAGUUCUAGUGGACUGGGGAUUACAGCUAGUGGUGUAAAGAGAGAUGAUGUUUUUGUUGGUGAUAUAAGCACUCAACAUAAGUCUGGAAAUACAACUGUGGAUUUGAAAGUUGAUACCUAUUCAAAUGUUUCAACCAAGGUAACUUUGAAUGAUGUCUUUUCAUCUACAAAAGUGGCAUUUGGUUUCAGCAUACCUGAUCACAAAUCUGGAAAGCUUGAAGUACACUAUGCUCAUCCCCAUGCAGUGAUCAAUUCUAGUAUUGGCUUGAAUCCAUCCCCUCUAUUGGAUGUUGCUGCUGCAAUCGGCACUAAGGAUAUAGCCAUCGGGGGUACAGUUGGUUUUGAUACUGCUACUUCAUCUUUCACAAAGUAUGACGCCGGGAUCAGUUUGAACAAGCCUGACUUUUCUGCCGCAGUCAUACUGACGGACAAGGGACAGACUCUUAAGGCAUCCUACGUUCACACCAUUAAUCCUUUCAACGGAAAUGAAGUUGGUGUUGAAAUGAUCCACAGAUUCUCCACGUAUGAAAACAGCUUCAGCAUUGGAAGUUCUCACCGAAUUGAUCCCCUCACGGCAGUAAAAGCCAAAUUCUUCGAUAACGGAAAGGUGGCGAUGCUGUGCCAACGGGAAUGGAGGCCCAAAUCGUUUGUAACUGUAUCAGCCGAGUAUGACUCGAAGUCCACUAAAGCUUCACCAAAGUUGGGUCUUGCCUUAGCUCUCAAGCCUUGAACCAGUUUGAAAGGGCCAGAUCAUUGUGUUUUUGUGAUCUAAAGUCUAAAAUCGCACCAUAAUGGUGAUUUUAAAUUUUCCAGGUGGAAGAAUUAUUAUCAGCGCAUUUAUAAACUGUUAGCAUCCUCUCUUGGAGUUUAGACCCAAUUUUGGUGGAUGAUGAUUACUAAAAAAUGAAGACGCUAAUCAUAUGACACAAUUUGUGAUAAGCUGAGCAAGAAAAAAACUUGUAUCAUUCUUAAAAUUCGAAAUUGCCGGGAAUGGCAAAAACUAGUAUUCAUUUCUCUCUUCUUCAUGCCUGUACAUUCGUUGAUGCCCAUUAUUAUUCAAUAUGCUUCCGCUUUAUAAAAAU